AUGAUAAUAAGAGUUUACCGACCCAGUUAUAUUAGUUCAUUCUCACCAUUUGUAUUUGCACGCUUAGAUCCACGUUCAUUAUUCACUUAUUCCUUAAUAUUUUCAUUAUUCACACAAUUAUGUCAUGAUAUUUUGAUAUAUUAUUUAAAAUAUCAAGAAGGUUAUGUAUAUGCGAAAGAUCCUACUAGACAUGUUAACGAAACAUUACCUAAAACUUUUUACUAUGAUAUCAUAAAUAUAAAUUAUGAGGAUGAUGCGGUUAUAGAGAAUCCUAAAUCAAAUUGGAAUAAACAAGAUUUGGAUUAUUCUGAAGUUGCAUAUUAUCUAAAUGCUGUCAGUAUGGGAUUUAUGUUUUAUGGCAAUUCUUGUACUUCCGAUGUAAUCCUCGUAUUAUGCCUAUUAAGCAUUCGAACCCAAUUUGGUAUCACAACUUUGAUAACUUCUCCCACACGGAGCAUUAUUCUUACUCAAAAUUGUGAUCAAUUAAAAAUCUUUCAAGAUUUUAAUUUAUGGCUUAUUUGUUCAUUAUUCAUAUGGAAUGUUGCUUCAUUACUCCUCUCUAUUGAUACCAUUUUUAUGCAACCUAAUGUUUACCCAGAUUUUAACGUAGGUUCUGUUAACACUGGUGUUGUUACAUUACAACGAUCAAUUUCAUCUCCUUAUAAUGUUACAAAACCAAAAACUUUUAAUUACGAUAUUGAUAAUCUUCAUGAAUUAAAAUUUGAUUGUAGUUCAAGUUCAUGCUCGGAUGAUACUUCAUCACGAAAUUCACAUACAAAAAGUUUUCACUCGAAACAUUCAAUCACUUCUACUUCACAUUUGAGACAUUCCUCAUUAAAAAAGAAAGGUUUAAAUAAAUUAAAAUCUCAUCGAACGAGUCAUGGAAAAAUUGCAAAAAAUAAUAUUGGAAAAAGAAAGAAUAAGGAAAUGAAAACAUUACCAACGAAUGAAAUAUCAUCAUCAUCAUUGCCAAUAUCAAUGACUUUAAUUGGAAAUAAUGCAAUUGAAGAAAUAUUAGAACAACAAAUUAUGGUAGAAACAAGACAAGACGUAAUAAUUGAACCUGCAUAUAUGCAUGCUUACAUAAAUCCACAUAUACCUUCACCACGUUAUGAAAGAACUCCAAUUAGUGGUGGAUCAAGAACUGAUAGUAUUGCAACAGAUUUAUUACUUGCACCAUUGCCAAGUCCAUACUCAGAAUUUGCAGUUACAUCAACGAGAAGGAUAGGAAAAAGAAAUAGUUUUAAUAAACAACAAUCAAGUUUAAAAGGUAAUGGUACACCAGAUAUAAAUAGAAAUAGUAUAUCAAGUUAUGAAAAUAAUAACAUCUCUUUAAAAAGUACACCAACUGAUGAUAAUUUUAAUGAUAAGAAUGAACAAAUAAUAACGACAGAUAAUUUAAGAAGGGCUAUUGGAUCAGGAUUAAGGAACAGUGUAGUAUCAUCAUAUUAUGGUGAUGCAUCGGGUAUUUCCGAAGAUGAAAUUAUUAGGAGUGGUAGUAAUGAAAAAAGAAUAGAAAGACGAUCUUCUCGGAAAAAACAAACAAUGGGUUAA
Diversispora eburnea is the source of this 1554-nucleotide messenger RNA. The record is from the annotation of a GenBank genome assembly. NCBI's taxonomy places the organism in Eukaryota, Fungi, Glomeromycota, Glomeromycetes, Diversisporales, Diversisporaceae.